Messenger RNA from Heterobilharzia americana, 1581 nucleotides. NCBI's taxonomy places the organism in Eukaryota, Metazoa, Platyhelminthes, Trematoda, Strigeidida, Schistosomatidae. The record is from the annotation of a GenBank genome assembly.
CAGUCAUCAAAAUUGGCGGGCUGUACGCCUUUCAACCGAUCAGCUGCACUUUGUAAGACAAACAAUGUUGACGCGAAGCAAGCUCGGAGUACCUGCUAAUGAGAAUUUGGUGGAUGGCAUGAAGGAGAACAUAAUUUUUAAAGCUGAAACUGGUGGCGUGUCAACAAGAUCACGUUCAGCCUUAGGCGACAUCAGGAAUAAAACCACUGAUGCUUUAUCAAAGAAUAUAAGUAAACAAAAAAGUGGUGAAAGUGAGCAAUGUAUAGCGAAAAAAAAGCCCAACAUGGGUGUUGACGCCGCCAACCUGAAGCAGUUUGAUAGGCUCCAGGAGUUUCGAGCUCGCCGCAAAGCCAUACGUCUACAGUGUUUGGCAUCUCCUAUAGCGGAAUAUUUCUUGGAUUUUGAUCGGAUUGAGUUCGGAGAUAUGGCUACUGUAUACCCUUACGCAGGACGUAUAUUUGACUACCUGCAAGACAGGGAACUAUCAUUACAGCCUUUACCUGCUCAUUUUAUAAACUCAAAUUCUGAAAUCAACUCAAGAAUGCGUUACAUCCUAGUAAACUGGCUUGUACAGGUCCACUACAGUUAUAAGUUGCAGCCUGAAACACUCUACCUGUGCAUAGCUAUUAUGGAUCGCUAUUUAAUGAAAAAUGCGAAGCGCCUGACAAAAGAUGGGUUCCAGCUGAUAGGCAUUGCAUCACUUUUCAUCGCAGCUAAGUUCGAAGAAAUGUAUCCGCCUGACAUAAGCGAUUUCUCUUCGAUUACUAAUAACGCUUACUCGAAAAUUGAUAUACGAAAUAUGGAACAAGCGAUACUACAGUCAAUUGACUUUUACUUGUCGGUUCCGACCCCUUUGGUGUUUUUACGACGUUUUUCAAAAGCUGUAGAAGCUGAUAGGAAUACGCAUAAUUUAGCGAAGUACUUUCUUGAACUUACUAUUCAGGAGUACGACUUGGCUCAUCUUCCAGGGAACCUUCGUGCUGCAGUUUCAUUGUGCAUGUCAAGAGCCAUAUACUUGGGCACAUCCGAGCUAGAGCAGGUUUGGAACGAUAGGCUGUCAUAUCUCAGUGGUUAUAUGUUGGAUGACAUUCGUCCCCACCUACAAGUUCUGGCUAGAGCUGCUUAUCGUCAGCAUUCGCCUUCAAAGUAUAGGGCAAUCUUCAACAAAUAUCGUGUGGACGACUUCUAUGGCCGCGUAGCAACACUACCUCAGCUUCGCUCACAGCUUAUGGAAGAUCUAGCCGAUCUGAAGUUCGAUAGUGAUGGAGAAGUCAAUCCUGCCUAACCCUGUUGUGUUGAUCGAAACUCAGCAGAAGACCUAGUGAUUUAUUGUUAUCACAUCAUUGUCUAAAUGUCUCUUGGUCGAUUUAUUUCUCCAAAUGAUUUAUUUAUCGCCUGUUGAGAUACUUGAUAAUCUCACUGAAGUGAUUGUAUAUUUUAUUCCAAUCGUCUUCCCCAUAUUCGAUUUUAGUGUAUGAUUGUGUAAUACACUAUUUUACCAAUGAAGGUGACCAGUUUUCUAGUUUUUUUUCUGAGUAGAAGUAAAAACUGCAUUUCACUGCAGUGUAAAUUUGUAAUUUG